GGAAGAGGCCGUAGCGCAUCGUGCGAGGAUGAGAUAGAUCUCUGUUCGAGCGCAAGAUGCCGCCCGUCAAAGGUGCUGCGCUUGGCGGUAUGCGCAUGCCAGUCUCGCCCGGUCGCCUGGUCGAAAAUGGCACGAUCACAUCUACUUCCAUCGCUACCCAGUCUUUCUCAGACCUCGAUGGCGUUCAGGCGCCUGCUAUUGACGGCAUAGUGUCAUCAACUACCCUGACUCGGCCAAGCAAUCCAAAUGAUCCGGCGGCGGACUACCAGAUGCUGGAUAGACUGGGCACGGGUGCAUUCGGCGUUGUCUGGCGAGCAAUUCAUCUGCCUACGCAGACAGAAGUGGCCAUCAAACAGAUCGACUUGGAAUCCUCGGAUGACGAUAUUUCCGAGCUGCAAGAAGAGAUUGGGCACCUCACCGAAUGCGAUCCCGCCUUUGUCACGCGAUACUACGGCAGCUUCGUCAAAGGCUUCAAGCUCUGGAUCGUCAUGGAAUAUCUCGCCGGCGGCUCUUGCUUGGACGUACUGAAACCUACGCCUUUCUCGGAGUAUCAGAUCGCCGUCAUCUGUCGCGAACUCCUCAAAGGUCUGGCGUAUUUACACGCAAAGGGCAAGAUUCAUCGCGAUAUCAAAGCUGCGAAUGUAUUGCUAUCCAAUGCUGGCGAUGUCAAGCUUGCAGACUUUGGCGUUGCUGCCCAGCUGACGCAGAACAAGAGUAAGCGUAAUACGCUCGUCGGCACGCCUUUCUGGAUGGCGCCCGAAGUCAUCUUGCAAAACGACUAUGGCAGCAAAGCAGAUAUCUGGUCACUCGGUAUCACUUUGAUCGAGCUGGCUCUAGGUCGACCGCCCCUAUCAGAAUACAACCCGAUGGACGUCCUCUUUUUGAUCCCUAAAGCAAAGCCGCCCGAGCUUGAGGGAGACUAUUUCUCGAGCGCGUUCAAAGAGCUCGUCUCUGCUUGUCUAACCAAAAAUGCCGAUGCGAGACCUUCAGCGAGCGAUCUGCUCCAACAUAGAUUUGUACGUCUGGCCGGAAGGACAUCGUGUAUCGUGGAGAGCAUCGAACGACAUCGUCACUGGAAGCAGACAUCCACAAUCGCCAAGGCAAAGAUUGUGCCUGAUUACCGACCGGAUCCUACCUUGGUAGCAUCUCAAGGCGAUGCUUGGACAUUCGACACCGUCAGAACACAGGCUACCGUCAUGCUUCAGCCAAACGACGCACCUGUCGAGCUGUCUACUGCCACGCAAUUAGCUGCAACUGUAAGCAGACUUGCCGACGAGCCGCAGAGGAGUCAGACGACACUGCUAAAACAACCUGACGGAGGGCUGUCGAGGAAAGCUAGGCGGCCUCUUUCUAUGAUCGCCAAUCUGCCCAGUGAGGCUCGUGCAGACGAUGCAUCGCUCGGCGAAGGCACGGUCAAGCGGGGCGUGUCUGCAACAUUCGAGCCCGAGACGAUGGCAUCGUCUCGAUCGACGGUCAGAUCUCAUUCCCAAAACGGUCGAACAGCUCGUCAUCGUCACUCGGUUGAUAUGGGCUCGACAGUGCGUGCUCGCGAGCUACACUUGGCCAUGCAAGAUGUACAACAACAAGCGAAUCAGAGCAAUGACGGUCAAGAGACCGUGCGAACUUUGGCCCGAAACGUGCAAGAGGCCGACCUCAUGAUGUCAGAUCUGCUGCUGCCUACUCUCGAAGAGGCUCGCGGAAGCUCGCCAGAGGCUGAUGCUGCUCUGUCGAACAUCGCCAAGGCGCUCCAAGGACUGGCGAGCCAAGAUCCGCACCUUCUCUUGCGGCUUACCCGCGCAGUCACUUUGAAAAUCCAAAGGUGCGAUUUCAACGCGCAUCAAAGCAGUGUGCUGACAUCCAGCAAGCAGUCGAGCGGAUCUACAAGCCAUCUGCAUAGCACCACAAGAGGUCGUGAUUGAGGAGCGCGUGCCUGAACGUCGACCGCUGACGCAGAUGCUCUACGAUCGCUGGCUCAGAUCAAUCCUCGGCUAAUGCCGCCAUCGCACCGCACUGCUUGUUGUUAGACUAAUCUGCACAUCUUAAUCAAUUCCUGAACCUCC
Messenger RNA from Mixia osmundae IAM 14324, 2060 nucleotides. RefSeq lists its product as uncharacterized. The transcript is spliced from 2 exons. The record is from RefSeq and is a predicted model, not a curated record. Lineage: Eukaryota; Fungi; Basidiomycota; Mixiomycetes; Mixiales; Mixiaceae. Bases 57 to 1919 code for a protein of 620 amino acids. Gene Ontology annotation, molecular function: protein kinase activity; ATP binding. Gene Ontology annotation, biological process: protein phosphorylation.